AUGCAACCCAAAGCCAUCCUGUCCCUUCUUCCUCUCCUGCCGCUCGUGUCGGCCAUUUGCCCAGGCUAUAACUGGGGCUUCUUCCACCUUGGCAGUAGCAAGUGGGGCAUAGCAGAUAGUCGCUGCCACGAUUUCGUGCAGCUCCCCUGUGAUAACCCGUGUAACUGCCGCGAUUCCUUGGGUUGCUCACCCGCCGGCUCCGUCAACAAGGUCAAAGUCAACAACCUGUGGUACAAUUGCCGCGAUGGGCCCAACAAGGGCGCCUGUCCUGCUACUUCUUUCAUCUCUUUCGCCGGCCGCGUUCCGGAAAGCUGCUGCCGCAACGACGGCAAACGCAACUUCGAAGAGGGUCUCAUCAGCAGGCGGCACGCGGAAGCUAUCGAAACCACCAACGGGAUUCUCGAACGUCAUGAGCAGGAAUUCGGACAUGCCGAGAAGCGAGGCCAUGACUUGACGAAGCUUCGACGCCGCCAGCUGAGUGAGGUCGACCACUAUAUGAAGCGAGAGGUGGAGGCUGCUGCUGCUUUGGAUGAUGAGUAG
Aspergillus candidus is the source of this 540-nucleotide messenger RNA. RefSeq lists its product as uncharacterized. NCBI's taxonomy places the organism in Eukaryota, Fungi, Ascomycota, Eurotiomycetes, Eurotiales, Aspergillaceae. The record is from RefSeq and is a predicted model, not a curated record. The coding region runs from base 1 to 540 and encodes 179 amino acids. The transcript has a single exon.